Molecule: messenger RNA, 965 nt
Organism: Rhinolophus ferrumequinum (greater horseshoe bat)
Lineage: Eukaryota; Metazoa; Chordata; Mammalia; Chiroptera; Rhinolophidae
Gene: NCCRP1
Product: NCCRP1, F-box associated domain containing
Exons: 6
Coding region: 43-831 (262 amino acids)
Biological process (GO): SCF-dependent proteasomal ubiquitin-dependent protein catabolic process; glycoprotein catabolic process
Cellular component (GO): cytoplasm; SCF ubiquitin ligase complex
Molecular function (GO): ubiquitin protein ligase activity
Source: RefSeq, a predicted model, not a curated record
AAGCCCAGUGAAGGAGCUGGGACAGUCGCCGACACCCGACGGAUGGAGGAGGUGAGGGACCGACACGCGCUCGACGGCGGGAUGGAGACCAAAGAGCCCGCGAGCCCCCAGGAGCCGCCGUCGCCGCCCCCACCGCCGUCGCCGCCAACGCCUUCGACCCCGGAGAAGCCUGGGCCCCCCACGCUGGAGCAGCCAUCCGAGGCCCACGCGCGGCAGCUGCUGAUGGAGGAGUGGAGGCCGCCGGGCGGGAGCCUGGAGCUGCCACCGGGUCUCACCUGGAAGCUACUCUUCCUGCGGCGGCCGCUCUACCGCAACUUGCUCCGCUCGCCUAACCCCGAAGGCAUCAACAUUUAUGAGCCAGCACCGCCUACCGGUCCCACACAGCAGCCCCUGGACACUCUGGGCAACUUCCACGGGUGGUACAUUAAGACUGAGAAGCUCCUGCAUAACCUCAGCUGGACUGUGAAGCAGCAGUGCGUGAAUCUGCUGGCCGAGGGCCUCUGGGAGGAGCUGCUUGAUGAUGAGCAGCCAGACAUCACGGUCAUGGACUGGUACGAGGACAGCCGGCUGGACGUGUGUGUCUAUGAGCUGCACGUCUGGCUGCUGGCAGCUGAUCGCCACACAGUCAUUGCACAGCACCAUGUGGCCCCCCGGACCUCAAGGAGAGGUUCCCCAGGCUGCUGGAUCCAGGUGUCCCACGUAUUCCGCCAGUAUGGCCCUGGUGUGCGCUUCGUCCACUUCCUACACAAGACAAAGAACCGGAGGGAGCCUGGUGGGCUGCGACGGACAAGGGUGACUGACUCCUCCGUGUCUGUGCAGUUCAGGGAGUGACUGGCUGGCUCCACGCCUCUUCUCACCCUUGUCUUGUCUAUCUACCCCCUUGACACCCCUCUUAGCCCUUAGCACUUCCUGGUCCCUUAGCACCUCCCUGACCCUUGACACCUCCCUGACCCCUAGCACCUCCC